AUGGUCAAGCUGACUACCCCAGCCCCACAUGGUGCCCCUGAGGGGGCUCCCAUUGGUGCCAGGAUCCCCCUGACCCUCCGAGGCAGCCCCAAGGGAGCCCCCCUGCCCACGGGAGCCUCCCAGCCCCGUGGGCCUCCCCUGAUCCCCAGUGACAACAGCAGAGAGGCCCAGGACUCUGGGGUGGGUCCCAAGAUCCCACAGGUGCUGGACAAGAUCCUGCAGCUUAAGCAGAGCUGCCAGGAGGAGCUGGUGAUGGUCCCGGGGGUCUCAGCUGAGGGUGAGAUGGAGACAGAGCUCCAGGCAUCAGCAUUGGCCUCCAAGACUGAUGACAACACGGGGACAUCCAAAAAGAUGCAGAACCGGAAGCGCUGCAACCACAAGAAGAAGAAGCAGGGGAAGGGAGGGCCCCGGGAGUGGUCCCCAACCCCGACCUGCCCCUGGGGGGACCCCAAGCCCACCCCCGGGGAUGCUCCUGAGGUGGAGAUUGAGUACGUGACUGAGGAGCCUGAGAUCGAUAACCCAAACUUUGUGUUCUUCAGGAGGAUUUUCAAGGCUUUCAAGCUGACAGACAAGGUGAGGAAGGACAAGAAGAAGGAGUCAGAUGGGGCAGAGCAGGCAGAGAGCACCGGGGUGCCCUGUAAAAAGGGACCCAAGGAUGGCACCAGGGGCACUGAUGGGGUCAGCUCUGAGGACGAGCAGGAAAAGAAGCAGGAGGCACCCAAGCUGUCCAAGAAGAAGCUGCAGCGCAUGAAGAGGUUCACAGCGGCUGAGAUAAAACAGCUGGUGGCCCGCCCUGAGCUGGUGGAGAUGCAUGAUGUCACCGCACAGGACCCCAAGCUCCUGGUGCACCUGAAGGCCACACAGAACUUGGUACCGGUGCCGCGGCGCUGGUGCUUCAAGAGGAAAUACCUGCAGGGCAAGAGGGGCACUGAGAAGCCACCCUUCGAGCUGCCCGAGUUCAUCAAGAACAUGGGCAUCCAGGAAAUGCGUGAGGCCCUGCAAGAGAAGGAGGAGCAGAAAACUAUGAAGUCCAAGAUGUGGGAGAAGGUGCGACCCAAGAUAGGCAAACUCAGCAUUGACUACCAGAAACUCCACGAUGCCCUCUACAAGUGGCAGACCAAGCCCAAACUGACCAUCCACGGGGACCUCUACUAUGGGGCGAAGGAGUUUGAGACACGCAUCAAGGAGAAGAAGCCAGGUAUCCUCUCAGAUGAGCUGUGGAUUGCACUGGGCAUGCCCAUGGGGCCGAACGCCCACAAGGUGCCUCCCUCGUGGCUGAUUGCCAUGCAGCGCUAUGGACCGCCCCCCUCGUACCCCAACCUCAAAAUCCUGGGGCUCAACUCCCCCAUCCCCGAGGGCUGCUCUUUUGGGUACCAUGCUGGGGGGUGGGGGAAGCCCCCCAUGGACGAGACGGGAAAGCCAUUCUAUGGGGACGUGUUCGGCACCAACACUACCAAGUUCCAGAUGAAGGAGGAGGAGGAGAUCGACCGCACACCCUGGGGAGAGCUGGAGUCAUCGGAUGAGGAAUCUGAGGAGGAAGAGGAGGAGGAGAGCAACAAAGAGAAACCCAACCAGACAGGGUUCAUCACCCCCACUGACAGUGGGUUGAUUACCCCAGGGGGCUUCUCCUCGGUGCUGGCCGGGAUGGAGACACCGGAUGUGAUUGAGCUCCACAAGAAGAAAAUCGAGGAGGCCAUGGAUGGGAGUGAGACCCACAAAUUGCUUGUUAGCUGCACUUAGAAGAAAUAACAGGCCAGCUUUGGCAAUUUUAGCAGAGUGUGGCCUGAUUUCAUAAGGCCUUUGUUUAUAAUCCUACCUGUCUACAACAUUUACAGAGCCCAAACAGAAAAAUGUGCAUACUACACAGAGUUUACAAUAACUUGGGGGAAAUAUGCUGAUUUCUGCUGAUUAAGCAUCACCUUAUAUGUAUACUACUAGUAUAGAAUUCUAACACCACAAGUGUCACUACAACUUGUAUUUUUUUUGAUAAAAUACUAGUGAGACCAUGUCAUACUAUUUAUGAAUAUACUAGUAUCACUAUCACCUCACAUACAGCUUAUCCAGACCUCUCCCAAGCCCUGAGAAAGACUUAGUGUUUUUAAUGCAUUUAAUAAAUAGCAAGGCAAACAGUUCUUGUCCCUCCACUAUG
Molecule: messenger RNA, 2149 nt
Organism: Serinus canaria (Common canary)
Lineage: Eukaryota; Metazoa; Chordata; Aves; Passeriformes; Fringillidae
Gene: SF3B2
Product: splicing factor 3b subunit 2
Exons: 1
Coding region: 1-1740 (579 amino acids)
Biological process (GO): mRNA splicing, via spliceosome
Cellular component (GO): catalytic step 2 spliceosome; nucleus; precatalytic spliceosome
Source: RefSeq, a predicted model, not a curated record